AGUGUGACUCGGCGUGAUCACUCAGUGGAGGACGGGCACAGGGGGAGAAAAACGAGUUUAUUAAAACCUAUAAUAUCAUGGUGACCAUAACAACAGACGCGUACAAACUAGUGAGUUAUGUUCUGUUUGUGCUUGUGCUGCUCGAUCUUCGAUACGAAGGAGUGCUAUGCAGCAGUGAGAACAGUAUAGAGAAGCACCUAGAGAUGGGGAAGAAGCUCCUGGCUGCUGGACAGCUGGCUGAUGCGCUUUCCCAUUUCCAUGCAGCUGUUGAUGGUGACCCAAAAAACUACAUGGCCUACUACAGAAGAGCCACAGUCUACCUGGCCACGGGGAAGUCGAAAUCCGCUUUGCCGGAUCUGAGCAAAGUCAUCGAACUCAAACCUGAUUUCACAUCGGCACGACUUCAGAGAGGGAACCUACUACUGAAACAGGGAAAGCUUGAUGAAGCUGAGAGUGAUUUCAAAAGAGUGCUGAAAUCAAACCCCAGCAGUAGAGAUGAGAAGGAAGCUCAGAGCCAGCUGAAAAAAUCAGAUGAAAUCCAGAGAUUGGUGACUGAGGCUCAGAGCAGUUUCAAGCGCAAAGACUACAGCUCAGCGGCUACACUGCUGGACACGGUUAUUGAAACAUGUGUGUGGGACGUUUACUCCAGAGAGCUUCGAGCUGAGUGUUUCAUUCAGUUGGGUGAGAUGGGCAAAGCCAUCAGUGACCUUAAAGCAGUAUCCAAACUGAAGAACGACAACACGCAGGCUUUUUACCAGCUCAGUACCAUCUAUUACAACCUGGGAGAUCAUGAGAUGUCCCUCAAUGAAGUGCGAGAGUGUUUGAAGCUGGAUCCUGACCACAAGCAGUGCUUUAGCCACUAUAAGCAGGUGAAGAAGCUCAACAAGCAGAUCAUAUCAGCUGAGGAGCUGAUCCAGCAGCAGAGGUACGGAGAUGCAGUAAGUAAGUAUGAGUCGGUUAUGAAGACGGAGCCGAACGUGCCACAGUACACUACUCAUGCAAAGGAGCGCAUGUGUCACUGUCUUUCUAAGGAUCAGCAAGGUGCUAAAGCGGUCCCAGUGUGCAGUGAAGUUCUGAGCUCAGACCCACAAAAUGUGAACGCUCUAAAAGACAGGGCGGAGGCCUACCUCCAAGAUGAACAGUAUGAAAAUGCCAUUAAGGACUUUGAAAGUGCAAAGGAGUUCAGCGAGAAUGAUCAUCAGAUAAAGGAGGGACUGGAGAGAGCACAACGCCUCCUCAAGCAGUCCCAGAAGAAAGACUACUACAAGAUCCUGGGGGUCAAGAGGACAGCCCAGAAGAAGGAGAUCAUUAAAGCAUACAGGAAGUUGGCACAGCAGUGGCACCCAGACAACUUCCAGGAUCCUGAAGAGAAGAAAAAGGCAGAGAAGAAGUUCAUAGACAUCGCACAGGCCAAGGAAGUGCUCACUGAUCCAGAAAUGAGGAGUUCGUUUGACCAGGGUGAAGACCCACUGGACCCUGAGAGCAAGCAGGGAGGAGGCCAUCACCACUUCCAUGGGGCUUGGGAGAGCUUCCAAGGCUUUAACCCUUUUGGAUCCGGACCAUUCAGCUUUAAAUUCAAUUUUAACUGAGAUCAAACAUGAGAGGCACUUGGAUCAGACAAAACGCAGAGAGAACUGCAACCUGCUAAGAUGAAUUAACACUAACUGCUAUAGACGUGGCGUGUGGGUGAAAUAUUCUCGGGACUUGCUAAGUAGUACUAUAUAAAGUGAUUUCCCCCCUCCCCCAGGGAACUUCAGAGUGUAGGGAUUUAUUCCCAAGCAACCAUCCUAAAACUGUGUGUGUGUGUGUGUGUAGAGGAGACUGAACUAUUUUUCUAUAAAUUAAAUAAUUCUGCAUUGUAAAUACAGGAAUAAAGAAGUCUGUCACGUGCACACUCAAGUACAGUGAAAUUCGUCCUCUGCAUUUAACCCAUCUGAAGCAG
Messenger RNA from Neoarius graeffei (lesser salmon catfish), 1942 nucleotides. RefSeq names its product DnaJ (Hsp40) homolog, subfamily C, member 3a (gene dnajc3a). Lineage: Eukaryota; Metazoa; Chordata; Actinopteri; Siluriformes; Ariidae. The coding region runs from base 78 to 1589 and encodes 503 amino acids. The record is from RefSeq and is a predicted model, not a curated record. Gene Ontology annotation, molecular function: misfolded protein binding; protein-folding chaperone binding. The transcript has 12 exons. Gene Ontology annotation, biological process: protein folding in endoplasmic reticulum. Gene Ontology annotation, cellular component: endoplasmic reticulum.